This is a messenger RNA of Cynoglossus semilaevis (tongue sole), 1793 nucleotides long. RefSeq names its product solute carrier family 7 member 6 opposite strand (gene slc7a6os). The record is from RefSeq and is a predicted model, not a curated record. NCBI's taxonomy places the organism in Eukaryota, Metazoa, Chordata, Actinopteri, Pleuronectiformes, Cynoglossidae. The transcript is spliced from 5 exons. Gene Ontology annotation, biological process: developmental process. Bases 152 to 1138 code for a protein of 328 amino acids.
UUGAUUAUGACAGCUGGAAGUGUUAAAACACUGUGACGUCUGUAUACGUUACCCGGAAGUGAAAGCAAAGCGAUCGCUCGGCCUUCUUUUUCUUCUUCUUCUUCUAUGAACGCCAGACACAACAGGCAGCGGAGUCAGACUGAGGAGCAUCAUGGAUCCGAACACCACGAUCCUGCGAGUCAAGAGAAAACGGGGCACCGACCCCGCGGACGCACUGUUGUUGGCCUGCAAACGAAUUCGACCGGAAACGUCCCAGACCUCCAGUGAACCGGUGCCGGAGCCCAAUGAGGCUGAAGUGGAGAAUUCCGUCUUUAAACUCGUGGCCACUGUAGCGACACAGGAUGCACCUGUCCAGACGCAGGUCCGCCAGGCCUUGGCUCGACCCCGUGUGGCACAUGCACUGCGCCCCAAUGCUGCCAGUUCUCAGCGAAUAACAAGCGACUUACGGAGCAUGAAGUGGAGCAACCGAAGGGAUGAACGUUACAGGAUAGUGUCCAGUCACCGUACGGGCCUGUCAGUCACAGCUGAGCAGCAAAGCCUCCCAACAGACGCCUCUGAGAGCACAGGGAAUUCUGGGAAAGAUGAAAGCAAAUCCUGGGGUCAAAUUCAGGUGGUGGAUCUCUUACAUGAAGACUCUGAGCUGGACAAAUUGUCUGGAAAGAUGAUCUCAGACCCAGAAGUCAUUCUGUGUAACAACACAAAGAUGCUCCGUGAGCGUCUGAGCCUGUCUGGAGAACGGCUGGGAGGAGAGCAGCAGGAGCUGGAGGAGGACUACGUCUAUGAUCUCUACUACCAGGAAACAGUCACACCAGGCUGGAUCCAGGACAUCCUGUCUGUCAGGGCCUACGCUGACGAGGGAGAACUGGUGCCCGAUGUUGUCGUUCAUGAAGAGGAGGUGUACGAAGACGAGGACGACGAGAAUGAAGAAGGCAACUGGAGAAACGACUACCCCGACGAAGAGAGCGACGACAGCGACAGAGAGGAGCGCUACGGUGGCUACUGGGAGGAGGAGCAUUCGUACAGCCGCAGGAACUGGGAGCUCUACAGGAGUGAGGUGAUGGACGAGCUGGGAGGUGACGGCGGUGAAGACGACGGCGAGCGUGACCUCGAGGACGGAGACAAAUAUAAUUCGGAUUGAUCCCUCUCCUGUCAGUGCCCUGUGAACCAAUGACAUGACUGUAGGUGAGAGUGGAGGAGAAAGACCGUGACCCCCUGACCCCACACACAAAACACAAACACAAAGGUCAAUUAAGUCUUUGUGUUGUUCAACAGAAAAAAUAAAACAAACCAAAAACCACAGCUGGUCUAGACUCGUUAGACGUACAGCCACGGUACAGAACAGUACCACGGAGUCACGGUCUGAUCCUCCUCCUCCUCACCGCUGCAGGAUGUCAUAGGUGUCAAUUCUUUCCUUUUUUUAAAAGAAGCUGUCAGUGAGAGACUGUGUUUGUUUCCAGUGAGUGUUUGUUCAAAUGUCAGACAGUAGUGCCGUCUGCCUGGUGUGCUUCGCAGCGUUAAGAAUCCUUGUGUCUGUGGCCGUGUGUGUGUGGUUGGCCUUUAGAGCGUCUGCAUGGUGGUGUGUUGGUGUGUUGCCGUGUGGUAGUGACUUUUUUUUUUUUUUUAAUUGCGUACUGAAAAGUGUGUGUUGUGGUGGAUGUGAGAGUUUGGUUCUUUUUUUCUUUUCUCUCUGAAUCUUCACGUCGUUUCUCUUCACUCUUGUCCACAUGAACCUGUAAAUAUGUAGAUGUGUAUAAAAGGAGACACUUUCAAAAAUAAAGAGAACUCAUGUCCAA